ACGGCGCACCACAAGAUGACGGGGGUGGGCAACGCGCUCAAGCGCCACUACCAGGUCUUCCUGCUGGAGUAUGAGCAGGCCCACCCCGAGGACGUGACGGGCGACCGUUGCGGCAUCUGCGGGCGCGGCGACGAGCACGCCGCCGACUGGCUGUCCUGCGACAUGUGCGACUGCUGGGUGCACUUCUCCUGCGACACGCGGCAGGGCAGGGGCUCCUUCAAGGACUACAGCAAGGGGCGGGGCCGCCUGUACCACUGCCCCCGCUGCUCC
This is a messenger RNA of Chlorella variabilis, 270 nucleotides long. RefSeq lists its product as hypothetical. The record is from RefSeq and is a predicted model, not a curated record. Lineage: Eukaryota; Viridiplantae; Chlorophyta; Trebouxiophyceae; Chlorellales; Chlorellaceae. The transcript has 3 exons. The annotation marks the transcript as partial.